Molecule: messenger RNA, 849 nt
Organism: Cladophialophora bantiana CBS 173.52
Lineage: Eukaryota; Fungi; Ascomycota; Eurotiomycetes; Chaetothyriales; Herpotrichiellaceae
Exons: 1
Coding region: 1-849 (282 amino acids)
Source: RefSeq, a predicted model, not a curated record
AUGGCCCUUUCAAAAGGCCCCGCCGCACCGUCGAGAGUAAAAGCAAAAGCAACAACGAGGGCAUCGGAAGCCGACAUCGCCACAAACACAGCCCUCCUCUUCCACGCCGAGGCCGCGCAGCUGGCGAAAUCAUGGCUCCGCGGCGCGCCCGCAAGUGACGAUGGGCAAGAGGAAGACGAAGACCACGACAAGGACAAAGAAGAACAAGAUCUCGAAAGGGAGUUUUUGCGGAAUAAAGAUAUGUACUCCGAGACAGCGGGGGUGGGGUAUCGCGCCGCCACCACCACAGAGUCGACCUCGAUGCCCGGGUCCGCCGCGACCGAUCCAACGGCGGCUUUUUUGAGGAGGCAGUUGCUCCCCGGUCACCAUCGUGGACGAGCCGCAAAUGGCAAUGCAGGUACUCACAGUGCAAUGACUGCCCGUCCGAGACCACCGCUACGAGCACCGAGACGUGUGAAUGGUGAGGGAGAUUCGGACGAGGAGGAAUCCCGCUCGGGCCUUGGCAAGAGGAAAAGAAAAGCCGAAAACGUGCGGCAGCCAGCGUCCAGGAGUGGCGAGACUACGAAAGCGCAAUGGCAAAUAGACCAAGCGGGAAAAAGAGCACAUUCCCCUGGAGAAGUUGGCGCCAGUUCUGGUCCCAAUGGGUCGCACGUAGCAGUUGCAGAACCUCAUCGCGCUGACCCUGUUCCUGAUCCCGAAAUGGUCCAUGUGGCACAAUCGAAAGCAAGAAAAACUGGAACUGGCAGUUACCUAGACGAGCUUCUCGCCUCUCGAACCGCGAAGAAACAAAGGAGGAAAAACAAGAAUAAGGGAAAGGGAAUGGGCCUGGCUGAGACCGAGCCGGGGUAA